Molecule: messenger RNA, 2103 nt
Organism: Phyllostomus discolor (pale spear-nosed bat)
Lineage: Eukaryota; Metazoa; Chordata; Mammalia; Chiroptera; Phyllostomidae
Gene: ZP2
Product: zona pellucida glycoprotein 2
Exons: 17
Biological process (GO): binding of sperm to zona pellucida; prevention of polyspermy
Cellular component (GO): egg coat
Molecular function (GO): acrosin binding; structural constituent of egg coat
Source: RefSeq, a predicted model, not a curated record
UCUGACACCUACAGGUCCCUUUCUCUAUUGUUAUCCCUUGUGUCUUCAGUGAACUCAAUAGAUGUUACUCAUUUGGGGAUUUCUGCCUUCUCAGGUACUGUGACUUGCCAUGAAGAUAGAAUGAUAGUGGAGUUUUCAAACAACCUUGGCAUCAAUGAAUGGCAUGCAUCUGUGAUGGAUCCAUUUGGUCUUGAAAUGCUGAAUUGCACUUAUGUCCUUGACCCAGAAAAUCUUACCCUGUGGGCCCCAUAUGAGACCUGUACCAGGACAGUGCUUGGUCAGCACCAGAUGAUGAUCAGAGUCAUGGACAACAGUGCUGCUAUAAGACGCAAGGCUUUCAUGUAUCAGAUUAGCUGUCCAGCUGUGCAAGCAGGAGGAGCCCAUGAGCACCCAGGAUCCACCCUGUGCAUGAAGGAUUUCAUGUCUUUUACCUUUCACGCUGUACCUGGCAUGGCUGAUGAAAACAUGGAUCUCCAACAUCAGAUGGGAUGGAGCAUUGAGGUUGGUGAUGGUGCAAGAGCCCUAACUCUGACCCUUCUCGAGGCCAUGGAACAAGGAUAUAAUGUCCUGAUUGACAGCUAUAAAAUGACCAUACAAGUGUCAUUCAAUGCCACUGGAGUGACUCACUACAUGCAAGGUAAUAGUCAUCUCUACACAGUACCUCUGAAGCUUAUCUAUGUAAAUUUUGGACAUAAGACCAUUUUAUCAUCACAAGUGACUUGUAUAUCAGGUCCUGUGACCUGUAAUGCCACACACAUGACUCUCACCAUACCAGAAUUUCCUGGGAAGUUAAAAUCCGUGAGCUUUGGAAAUAGAAACAUUGCCAUAAACCAGAUGCAUAAGCAUGGGAUUGAUACAGAAGCAACAAAUGGUCUGAGACUGCACUUCAGCAAAACUCUUCUUGAAAUGAAAUUGUCAGAAAAAUGUCUGCCCUAUCAGUUCUACUUAUCUUCACUCAAGCUGACCUUUUACUUCCAACGGGAGAUAGUAUCCAUAGUGGCCUAUCCUGAGUGUCUCUGUGAGUCACCAGUUUCUAUAGUUACAGGUGAGCUGUGUACUCAGGAUGGGUUUAUGGAUGUCAAAGUCCAUAGCCACCAGACAAGACCAGCUCUCAAUCUGGACACCCUCAGAGUGGGGGACUCAUCCUGCCAGCCUACCUUCACAACUCCAUCUCAGGGGCUGGUAUGGUUUCACAUACCCCUGCAUGGAUGUGGAACAAGACACCAGUUCAAGGAUGACAAAGUCAUCUAUGAAAAUGAAAUACACGCUCUCUGGGCAGAUCUUCCUCCAAGCACAAUUGCCAGAGAUGGUGAAUUCAGAAUGACAGUGAAGUGCUAUUACAACAUGGAUGACAUGUUAACAAAUACCAGCAUCAAAAGUCAUUCCCCUUCAGUGGCACUAGUGAAGCCGGGUCCACUUGCCUUGAUCCUACAGUCCUUCCCAGAUAACUCCUACCUGCAACCUUAUGGGGACAAGGACUACCCUGUGGUGAGAUACCUCCGCCAACCAAUUUAUCUGGAAGUGAGUGUCUUAAACAGAACUGACCCCAACAUCAAGCUAAUCGUAGAUGACUGCUGGGCAACACCCACUGCAGACCCAACCUCUCUCCCCAGCUGGAAUAUUGUAGUGAAUGGCUGUGAAUACAACCUGGACAACCACAGAACCACCUUCCAUCCAGCUGGCUCCUCUGUGACCUAUCCUAAUCACUACCAGAGGUUUGAUGUGAAGACCUUUGCCUUUAUAUCAGGGACCCAAGUGCUCUCCAGCCUGGUCCACUUUUACUGCCAUGCCUUCAUUUGCAAUCAGCUUUUGCCUGAUUCCCCUCUGUGUUCUGUGAUGUGCCCUGUGUCAUCUAGAAGCAGGCGAGCCACAGGGGCCACUGAAGAGAAAAAAAUAAUAAGUCUUCCAGGACCUAUCCUCCUGUUGUCAGAUGGCUCUUCGGGCAGAGCUUUUCCAGAUGUUGUAUAUUCUAAAGGGCAUGGGACUGCUGGAUAUAUUGCUUUUAAAACUAUGGCUGUUGUGGUUGUCUUAGCAGGUGUUGUAGCAGCUCCAGGCCUCAUCUAUUACCUGUACAAAAAAAGAACCAUAAUGUUAAAUCAUUAA